Messenger RNA from Bradysia coprophila, 1791 nucleotides. Its product is annotated as pickpocket protein 28-like. Lineage: Eukaryota; Metazoa; Arthropoda; Insecta; Diptera; Sciaridae. The record is from RefSeq and is a predicted model, not a curated record. Gene Ontology annotation, biological process: sodium ion transmembrane transport. Gene Ontology annotation, cellular component: plasma membrane. Gene Ontology annotation, molecular function: ligand-gated sodium channel activity.
UUAAAUCUGGAAACAAAGUUCAAGUUUUUAGUGCUAUUUUGUCCGAAUUUUUGUCAAAUUCUACUAUUCAAGGUGUACGAUAUUUUUCCGAAGGUCGACGUCAUUGGAUUGAAAAGUUUGUAUCAGAUUUUUUUUAAAUCUCACAUGAUGAAACAAUUGCAAUUUAAAUAUAAUCGUUUUCAUAUCUCCAUUGAUGAUCUCACUAAGUAUAGAAUUUUCUGGAUAUUUGCUUGUGUGGUAUCGGUGUAUUUUUGCAGUAAAAAUAUUAAAAAUGUGUGGAAAACUUGGGAAGAUAGUCCAGUGAUUAUCAGCUUUGCGGAAAAACCUACUUCAAUUUGGCAGAUACCGUUUCCAGCAGUGACAGUAUGUCCACAGACCAAGUUCCGAAAAAACUUAUUUUAUUACAAAGAUGCUUUGGAUACGGAUUUUGACGAUCCCAAAUUAAAUAUAACGGAAGAAAUGCUUGAGAAAUAUCAGAGUGCAAUACAAGUUUGCAGCAAGAAGAAGUACCCCAAAGGAGACAAGUUUCAUUUCAUUGACGGUCCCGUUUUGGAUAUCUUGAAAGAAAUUUCUAUUGAUCUUGGCCGUUUCAUGAAAAUUUUCAAAUGGAACAAUGAAAAAAUUUCGUUUCGGGAAGUGUUUAGACGCAUAUUAACGGAAGAAGGAUUAUGUUACACAUUCAACGCCCUCGACACGAGUGACAUCUACAGAGGACGAUCCGCUGAUUAUUUUACGAAGUGGACUGUGGAAAACGGAUAUAACGUCAGCGAUCUAAAUGAAACCGACACUUAUCCGCGUCGGCUACUCGGAUCCGGUGCUCAGUACGGCUUUCUCGCAGUACUGACCGUGUACAGCGAUGAUGUGGAAACUUUAUGCAGCAAUUCAAUUCAGGGUUUCAAAGUGUUACUGCACAGUCCGGAUGAAGUGCCUCAAAUGUCGAAACAAUAUUUUUAUGUGCCAUCAUCGGAAUCUGUUAUGGUGUCAGUAAAACCGAAUAUGAUAACUACCUCAGAUGAAUUACGGAACUACGCGUCACACCGAAAGCAGUGCUUUUUUAACUCGGAGCGUCAAUUGAAAUACUUCAAAGUGUACAAUCAACGCAACUGCGAAUUGGAAUGCCUAACAGAGUUGACUGAAACUGAAUGCGGCUGUGUGAAAUUCUCAAUGCCAAAGAAAAAUGGCACUAAGGUUUGUGGAAUCGGUAGACUUGGAUGCUAUGAGCGAGCACAAAAGAAAUUAAUUGAAAAAGUUAGAUCGACUGGACUGAGUUUUUUGGACAAGUGUAAUUGUUUGCCGGCAUGCACACAAAUAACUUACGACGUUGAAAUCUCACAAGCAAAAGUUGAUUGGGAAGUAGAACUAGGUGUCAUUUCACUGAAUGUAUUAGGACCGCUAAUUGGUAGACGUAAGCGUUCAUUAAAAAAGAAACAUUAUGAUAUGGCUGGUUUGAUAAUUUUCUUCAAGGAACAUCAGUUCAUAUCUUUAAAACGCUCCGAAAGAUUUGGACUCACGGAUUUUUUUGCCAAUUGUGGGGGCUUGCUUGGCCUUUUCAUGGGAAUUUCGGUGAUAAGCAUUGCCGAAGUGAUUUACUUUUUCACACUUCGUCUGGGCUGUUCACUUCGAAUGUAUCGAUCACGACGAACGGAUGCCAUUGCUCCAGUAAAGCCAAAUAUACCUUCCAUUUCGAUCAUCGAGCCUCCUAGGAACCAGGGCAUUGUUGAUCUAUAAAACAGCUUGAAUUGUGUACAUAUAUUUCAUUUUCCAUCACUAAAUAAAAUAGACAAAAACGUU